AUGGCACGUCGCGGAUUCUCAAUAUUCGACCCUUGUCGGAUCUCCAAUCGGGAGCCCUGCGCGAAGAUACAAUCCGGUUGUGGCAUCUGUGGUAAGGAUGAACCACUUCUGGGAUGCUCCCGAUGCAGAGUGAUGGUUUACUGUGGCCGCGAGCAUCAGGUCGAACACAAAUCCACCUGCAAAGCUAUUGAAAGGGCCCGAGCUUCCCUGGAAGAGCAAGAGCAGAUUCUGCGUGAUUCAUCGAGCAGCGACCCCUUCAUUCAUGGCAGUAUCAACGAGUUCGGACCCGAGAUGCGCUCCUAUAUCCUCCAUCGAUGCGUGCUAGUGGGAAUGAUCAGCGGGAUUAACACUCGGGAAGCAGUUGAAAAGCAGUUGGAACAUUCCAUGGAGAUACUUCGCCUAUGUCCGAAGGACAACUUGGGUGCACGCAAGACUGUAGCUCCAAUGAUGAUUCGCCUCAACCAGGACCGGGAAUGUUAUGCUUUUCUCAAGUCUUGGGUGCUGGUUUCCAAUCGCUCAUAUGACAACUGGAGCAAUCCUGGGUUGCCACGCUUCAAUGUUGAGAGUGCUGAUAUAUUCGAGUCCGUGGAUAUGUUUUUGGGCUUGAAUAUCGGGAUCUCCCUGACCGUGCCUCUCUGUCUUCUGAAGCUGAAGACAUUUCUCGAUUUAAGCCUGGUGGAAGCUCAAAAGGGAUCUGCUCGGUCUACUGGCCCCGUCGGGACUUCUCGAGAGUAUUUCAACUCGCUACGAAAUGCAGUCACUCGCAGUCAAGCAUUACUAUCGACCCCCAACUUCACCAAUCCGACCACUCGCAUCUCCACCCUUUCGCGGCUUCAAUUUCAAGUGGACGUGCUGUUCAACGAAGUCAACAGGACACACCCCGACUUUUGGCCCGCUCUCCUCAAUCCCCAAGGAUUUCUUGAUCGCCCUUUCGUGGUUACAAGUGGUGGAGAAGAUUUCGUGGAUGAGACGCAGGGAAUUCUGAGUGCCUCAUAUGACGCUUGGCAUGACACGAUCGGUGCAAUCACUUUCGUUGAGGGGAAACUCGGCCACCGACGGUAA
This is a messenger RNA of Penicillium cosmopolitanum, 1062 nucleotides long. RefSeq names its product zinc finger MYND domain-containing protein. NCBI's taxonomy places the organism in Eukaryota, Fungi, Ascomycota, Eurotiomycetes, Eurotiales, Aspergillaceae. The record is from RefSeq and is a predicted model, not a curated record. The transcript has a single exon. The coding region runs from base 1 to 1062 and encodes 353 amino acids.